CAUUACACCCUUCUCUGAGAAGCCAAAAAGCCAAAGUAGUAGUAGUAGUAGUGUAGAAGAAGAUUCAAGAAGUAGAAGAAGAUCAAACGCUUUGGUUUUGCUUUUUCUCCCAAGCUACUAGUGAUCAUUUCUCUCUCCUCAACCUUGGAAAUUACUUUGAUGCUGUCGCCAUUAAAGCGUUCACGUCCCCAUUUCCUUCUCGUGGAAAAGUAUUCUCCAAAAGCUCGAUUUGCCCCCUAUAUAAACCCCUUCGACUAUACUCAUCUCUGUGUACCAUUUGUUUUCGUAUUUGGUGACUAUGAUGAUGAAGUUUAUGACGCGAAAGAUGAAGAUGGUAGUGAUAUUUUUUAUGCAUCUGUUUAUGUUUCUUCAAUGUAGUGUUUUGACGAAUGCAAUCUUGGAUCCUAUUGAUUUCUUGGCUCUGCAAUCCAUUCGAAAAGCUUUGGAUGACAUGCCUGGUUCCAAUUACUUUUCUUCUUGGGAUUUCACCUCCGAUCCUUGCAACUUCGCCGGCGUAUAUUGUAAUGGCGACAAAGUCAUCGCUUUGAAUCUUGGUGAUCCGAGGGCCGGUUCGCCUGGUCUCACAGGCCGGAUCGAUCCUGCGAUUGGAAAACUCUCCGCUCUUGCGGAGUUCACUGUCGUUCCUGGUCGGAUCAUUGGUUCACUGCCCCAAACUCUGUCUCAGUUGAAGAACCUCAGAUUUUUGGGACUUAGCCGUAACUUCAUCUCCGGCGACAUUCCAGCAACCCUUGGUCAGGUUCGUGGGCUAAGAACCCUCGAUCUCAGCUACAAUCAGCUCACCGGAAGUAUUCCGGCAUCCGUCGGAACCCUACCGGCGCUGUCCAACGUCAUUCUAUGUCAGAACCGUCUCUCCGGUUCGGUCCCUCCAUUUGUAUCACAAACCCUAACUCGGCUUGACCUCAAGAACAACGAUCUUUCCGGUUCGCUCUCACCGAUUUCACUUCCUCCCUCUCUCCAAUACCUCUCAUUGUCCUGGAAUCAAUUAACCGGCCCAGUAGACCGGCUUUUAUGCGAACUAAAUCGGUUGAACUAUUUAGACCUGAGCAUGAACAGGUUCACGGGUACCAUUCCGGGCAAUAUAUUUACCUUCCCAAUCACAAACCUUCAACUACAGAGAAAUACAUUUUCGGGACCGGUUCAACCGGUUGAUGAGGUCACAAUCCCGGUCGUUGAUCUCAGUUACAACCGUUUAUCCGGGGAAGUGUCUCCAAAGUUCGCGACCGUACAGAAUCUUUACUUAAACAACAACCGGUUCACCGGGCAGGUCCCGGGCAGUUUAGUGGACCGUUUGUUAGCUGCUAGUAUACAGAUAUUGUAUUUACAGCACAACUUUUUAACUGGGAUGGAGAUCAAUCCAACGGCUGCGAUUCCACUGAGCAGUUCGUUGUGUUUGCAGUACAAUUGUAUGGUCCCACCGGUACAGAUGAGUUGCCCACUGAAGGCUGGGAAGCAGAAGAGCAGGCCUACUACGCAAUGUGUUGAGUGGAAGGGGUAAAAUAGGGAACUCAAGUUUACAGCGAGGGCAUAAAGGGAAGAAACUUUAAGUUACAGGUUUUUUUUUUGUCAUGAUAUAUUUUGGGAGAAACUAGAUUCAUUUAUUAAUUGUUAUGUUAUUAUGGGGUAAUUAAUAAAAUAGAAUUGUGGAUAUUGUUUGGUACUUUGAUUUUGAGAGAGAGAGAGAAAAGCACAAGCAUGUGUUGCGGGGGUCCAAUCCAAUUACAUGAGUUUUACUUUACAAUAACAUUCCUCCCUUAUUUGUAGAUAGAUGAGGACUUGAGAACUUGG
This is a messenger RNA of Ilex paraguariensis (yerba mate), 1806 nucleotides long. Lineage: Eukaryota; Viridiplantae; Streptophyta; Magnoliopsida; Aquifoliales; Aquifoliaceae. The record is from the annotation of a GenBank genome assembly.